Molecule: messenger RNA, 1579 nt
Organism: Ixodes scapularis (black-legged tick)
Lineage: Eukaryota; Metazoa; Arthropoda; Arachnida; Ixodida; Ixodidae
Product: bromodomain-containing protein 4
Exons: 4
Coding region: 88-1461 (457 amino acids)
Source: RefSeq, a predicted model, not a curated record
ACGACUGUACGACUGACGACAGUACCAACAGUGGCACGUUGACACUGGGAGGCACCCGUCCUGGUCCUGUUCAGUUUUCCGACGGCCAUGCUGCCUUCCCGCCGCCCGAGCGACAACCUCGGCUACGGAAGGAUGAAGCUGACCGAACGUCGCCGCCUCGUGCUUGGCGACGUUCAUAUUUCGCUCGAGACACGAGGGGAGCUACUCCGACGCAUCGACGAGAUAUACGCCCAGCUGUUGGCGCUGACCAACGGGGACGGUGACAGUACAAAAUUGAACGGCGCUGCGGCACCCUCGGCCGCUAGUCUCUCGCCCCCACCAACUGAGGACAGCGACGGGCCCUUCGACGGCGACGCCACCCUGGUUCCGAGUCCUCCACCCCUGGAGCCGAAAGGUCCUUCCCCCGUCCCUGGUACAUCUACGGGACAUCGUGACGUUCUGGAGACGUCCAGGGGACCUUGUGUGCCGUCUGGGCCCGUUCCGAGGACUCGGACUCGAAGCACCGGUCGCAGAUGUGAAGGCAAGCAGGCGGCGGACGGCGCCCCACCCGUUCCUGCUGGUGGCACGGCUGCGCAAGGAGGUGGGGUCCGUCGAAAAGAGGCACGACAGCAGCCGCAGCGCGCGCCUUCUGCGGAGAAGAAAGUGGACGCGGCCCGAGGGACCAGUGUGCCGUUCCGCGCCAAGCCUCUCCCGGUCCGUAUCCUCGCCGACUCAUACAAGCAGCAGAAGAGAGCCGAGGAAGAAGUGAGGCAGCUCAGGUCCAAGGCAUGGGCCAAGGAAAUGCUGAGGUGUGCGGCGAUGCCUUUCUCCACCAGAAGGCCCAUGUUCCAGCGGCAGUGCUCGGACCCCGUUCUAAAUGUUCCUGUUCGCGAGACUCUCUCCAGACCUUCACGACGGGCACCGCCUGCUACUGACGUACUCCAGGGAGACUGCAGAAAGGCGAGGAGAAGCCGCAGCUGCCCCAAGCUCGACCAAAGGACUCUUCCUCCCGAGAGUCCAGUAAAACCACCAUACAUGAGCACGCCUGGGAAGAUCAAGCCGAACACCAACUUGUUGCUUCGCCAGCAAGCAGCCCUAGAGCGGCGGAGGGAAGAAGAAAGGCGAAGGGACGAGGAGGAGCAGCGGGAACGCGUCCGAACCCUCCGCAAGUCCCGGGUGGAGCUCCAGAUGCGGGCCCUCGCGUGCCGCCUUUCCAGGCCUUGCAGCAGCGACUCCAUCAGAGACAGGCUCAGGGCACAUAGGUCGGUUAGGCUGUCGCUCCUCGAACUUGUCUUGUCGCUCCUCGAACCUGUCUUGUCGCUCCUCGAACCUGUCUUGUCGCUCCUCGAACUUGUCUUGUCACUCCUCGAACUCGUCUUGUGUGGCUGUCCUUCCAGGGUUCAAUCGAUGUCCACCAACCUGAGAACGUGUCAAAGGCUGCUUUUUGUGCGCUCUCGAAUCUCUUCAUGCUGCCAUAGAUAAGAAACUUGUUCCUAUGCAUGGGGACAGAAUAGAAAGAAAACGGUCUGUUUGACGCUGGUCUCGUCAGAUACGACGCUACAUGUACACAAACCUAAAAGCUUCUUGGGGACGCACGCCG